AUGUCUUCGAUCGACUACUCCAAAUGGGACAACAUUGACACCGACUCGGAAUCGGAGAACGCCGUCACCUACCUGCACAUCGACCCCAUCUCCGGGCUGGCGCCGCCGGCGUGGCAGGCGGGGCGGAUUGGCACGGUGAUCGUGGCGCGCAGGGACCGCAAGGAUCUGUCGCCCGAGCACUACGAGGCCACUUGGAUGUACAUCGACUACAUGAUCGAUUUCUUUGGGAACGGGGGCCCGCCGGUCGGAGCAUCUAUACAAGGAGAAGAUUGA
Aspergillus uvarum CBS 121591 is the source of this 273-nucleotide messenger RNA. RefSeq lists its product as uncharacterized. The transcript has 2 exons. Bases 1 to 273 code for a protein of 90 amino acids. NCBI's taxonomy places the organism in Eukaryota, Fungi, Ascomycota, Eurotiomycetes, Eurotiales, Aspergillaceae. The record is from RefSeq and is a predicted model, not a curated record.